UGUUUGGCACACAAUUUAAAUUUAGUUGUUUCGAAUGGUCUCUCUUUAUGGAAGAAACGGAAGGCUAAAAGGUAAUGAAUGGAGACAGUUUGAAAAGCAGUUUUCCGUUCAAAACAUUGAAGUAUAACCGAAAUCGUCAAAUAUUUUAUUUUUCCCGUAGGAAUAGAUGACUGAGGAUGUCCGCUGCAAUAAGAAUCCUCUGCACUCUUAGACGUAGCAUCGAGUUUCCUAGGACUGAUGUGGUAUAAUUCUGUGGAUCUCAGAGACCACUGUAACAUACGUUAUCAGCUACGCUGGGCAAUGUUUGUUUUCAUAAAGAAUCCAAAAAACCUUGUGCAAACCCAUUUAAUUGGAGAAGUAGCCGUUCCAGGCUAUCUUCAAAAAUAUUGUAAUACACACAAAAUUGAUUAAGAUCAUUUUAACACUUCAAGAUACACUCACUUUUAGUAUCACCUUCAAGAGUUUAAUAAAAGCUUUAAAACUAGUAAUAUUUUUCUUAACUUUUUUUGAAAAGCUUUAGAAGCAAGAAUAUUUUUUUCAAAUAAAUUGUUUUCUCUUCUCUCAUAGCACUAGUUCUGUAACCGCAACAACGAGUCAAGACGAUGUUCGUGAACAAUCAAUUGCGGACGAUGAUGAAGUGCAGGAUGAUUUGGAAGAUAGCAACGAGGAUAAUGAGAGUGAUUGCUCCGUUGAAUCUAGAGAUGAUAAAUCAAUAAAUAUUCGCAUCGUUAAUCCAGAAGUAUCAACGGACAGUAAUGAUGGAAGUAUCGACGAAGAACAACAACAAUUACACACAAAUGAUCAAGAAGAAGAAAUGACAUCUGGAGAUCCAAAUGAAAUAAUGUCAAAAGUAAAUCAUCUGAUUACUCAGACACGUUCGAUGGUUAACUUCAUCCGUAAAUCUAGUAUAAUUGAUGCCUACGUGCGUGAGCAAAUUAAAAUAAA
Didymodactylos carnosus is the source of this 945-nucleotide messenger RNA. The record is from the annotation of a GenBank genome assembly. Lineage: Eukaryota; Metazoa; Rotifera; Eurotatoria; Philodinida; Philodinidae.